CCGCCAACCUUAAAACAAGCAAAACUGGCGUCCUUCCGUCACCCGUUGGUCGUCACCAUGACGAUCGCACCGGCAACACACCACAGCGGCAAACCCCACACUUUGUCCUCGUCCCCAUCUGCCCUCUUUUAUAACCAACUAGUCAACAAUGUUUCGAUACGGUCUGCAACGCACCGCGCAGAGAGCGGCUGGUGUUCGUGGCUUUGCCGCAGAAGCUUCCCACAAACCAGUGCUGCGAUUGCACGGAUUGGCAGCUCGUUAUGCCAAUGCCACGUACGUUGCCGCCUCCAAGGUGGGAUCACUAGAAGCUGUGGAGCAAGAGUUGUUGGCCCUCCAGGAGACUGCAGCGAAAUCUGCCGAGUUUUCCGCCUUUUUGAACAAUCCCUUGAUCCCUCGUAAUCAAAAGGCCGAUGAAAUUGCCAAGAUGACCUCCGGCAAGUUCAGCCUCUUGACCACCAACUUGUUGACCACCUUGGCUGGAAAUGCCCGUUUGAGCGAACUUCCCAAGGUUGCCGCUACCUACGAAAAGUUGAUGCGUGCCAAGCGUGGCGAAGUCGAUGCCAUUCUCAUUACCGCUGAAGAGCUCACUGCCAAGCAAUCCAAGUCGAUUGCUGAUGCCGUCAUGGCGGGACGCUCGGGCGACCAAAAGGUCAUCUUGAAAACCAAGGUGGAUCCAUCCAUCUUGGGUGGAUUUCAGGUCCUAAUUGGAGAUGAAUUCUUGGAUCUGUCCGUCAAGAGUCAGGUCGAGGACAUCUCUCGUAUGCCACUUGCCUAAAGCAUCGAAAGGAAGGAGGAAGUAUAUUUUGGAGCAGGAGAUGGUGGCUUAACUUGAGCAUCCUAAGUAAAGAUUAGGCUUGUUCUUCAAGCAUCGGUUUAGUACCUCCUUCAGUUUCUCGGUUUGUUUCUCUAGCUAGUAGCACUUCAAGUAGUGAUGGUUGUCAAAGUGGU
Molecule: messenger RNA, 948 nt
Organism: Seminavis robusta
Lineage: Eukaryota; Bacillariophyta; Bacillariophyceae; Naviculales; Naviculaceae
Source: the annotation of a GenBank genome assembly